Oncorhynchus gorbuscha (pink salmon) is the source of this 5837-nucleotide messenger RNA. RefSeq names its product MAP/microtubule affinity-regulating kinase 4-like. Bases 923 to 3328 code for a protein of 801 amino acids. Gene Ontology annotation, molecular function: tau-protein kinase activity; protein binding; protein serine/threonine kinase activity. The transcript is spliced from 19 exons. The record is from RefSeq and is a predicted model, not a curated record. Gene Ontology annotation, cellular component: cytoplasm. Gene Ontology annotation, biological process: intracellular signal transduction; microtubule cytoskeleton organization; protein phosphorylation. NCBI's taxonomy places the organism in Eukaryota, Metazoa, Chordata, Actinopteri, Salmoniformes, Salmonidae.
AUUAUUUAUCUUGAGGUUCUUCCCUCUUGCUCUUUUCAUACAGUUUGAAGAUGCCGUUUUCUGUAGGCAAAUGUUACAACUGAUAGUUAUGUAGGAUAUCUGCGAGAGUAAAAGUUAAAUCAUUUUUCGAACGUUGUUAUUCGAAGGCUACUUUUUCAGGAAGUGGUCCAUCACGUGCAGAAAGAGAAAGGGGGUAACAGUACAUUCGCCGAUGCUCUAUCCGCAAUUGUCAUGUCGUUGUAUUGUUUCUUUUGACGGUUAAUUAUUUAUUAAUUAACUAUGAAAUGUGGGCUGGCAAUUAGGCUUAAGUCGUUCAGUGUUUUGCCUUGGGAGUGGUUGGUUUUGCGAGCAUUAUUUGGCACCCCCCCCAAAAUACAUAUUUUUCAACGACAGACAUCCACCCAUGGUCGUGGUACGCGCAGGCUACCUGACCAAUGUUUUUUGUUUUGACAAUUUUCGGAUAUAACAAACUGCUCUGUUCCGGACAUACACCCACAUUCAUCACUGGAAACACAGAAUUGCUUUCCAUUUUUUUUUUUGUAUAGUAAUGGUGCGAUAGUGACAAGAAACCUAUUUUGGGUUCAUUUUAUUUCCAGAAUGAGGUAUAUCAUUGAUACCUUUCUUCACAUGAAUAAUCAACCAAACAUGAAGUGGAUAGCCUAGAAGGCUAUUCGGACAGUUUUCUAGACAAUUGUCGUGUUCGGUGCUUUUUACAAUGAAAAUGAGUAUUUGAGGAUACAAUUCUGUCUCACUGCUCCCGAACCUGGGGUUGCGGGUAGGAAAGGCGGCUAUUGCCUUGGAACACUGGCUAGGCGGUGGAGCGGCCAAUGUCGACCGUUAUCUUCGUUAGAAUAUAAUCUUGUAUAUAACUGUUACCUACAUAAAAACCAAGUAGCCUAAUAGAAAGGAUACCUCAGGGACAAUGUCUUCUCGUGCAGCACUACCUGGGAACGAGCGGAAAUCGGACCUCCAUACCUCUCUCUCGACGAGCCGCUCGGAGAAGAGCACCGGUUGGUCGAGCAGAUCACUCGGAGCACGAUGCCGGAACUCUAUCGCCUCGUGUUCGGACGAGCAGCCGCACAUCGGCAACUACCGUCUGCUCAAGACCAUCGGCAAGGGCAACUUCGCCAAGGUCAAACUGGCCAGGCAUAUCUUGACGGGCAAAGAGGUUGCAAUAAAGAUCAUUGACAAAAAUCAGCUCAACCCGACCAGCCUACAGAAGCUCUUCAGAGAGGUACGCAUCAUGAAAGGCCUCAACCACCCAAAUAUCGUGCAGCUGUUUGAGGUGAUCGAGACGGAGAAUACACUCUAUCUGAUAAUGGAGUACGCCAGUGGGGGUGAAGUGUUUGACUACCUCGUGUCCCAUGGGAGAAUGAAAGAGAAAGAGGCGCGGGCCAAAUUCCGUCAGAUUGUGUCUGCUGUACACUACUGUCACCUGAAGAACAUUGUUCACAGGGACCUUAAAGCUGAGAACCUCUUGCUGGAUGCCGACUCUAACAUCAAGAUCGCAGACUUUGGCUUCAGUAACGAGUUCACCAUGGGCAACAAGCUGGACACGUUCUGUGGCUCCCCUCCCUAUGCCGCUCCGGAACUGUUCCAGGGGAAGAAGUACGACGGUCCUGAGGUGGACAUCUGGAGCCUGGGGGUCAUCCUCUACACACUGGUCAGCGGAUCACUGCCCUUCGACGGGCAGAACCUCAAGGAGCUGCGGGAGCGUGUUCUGCGGGGGAAGUACCGCGUGCCCUUCUACAUGUCCACCGACUGCGAGGGCAUCCUGCGCAGGUUCCUGGUGCUCAACCCCACCAAACGCUGCACCCUGGAGCAAAUCAUGAACGACAAGUGGAUUAACUCUGGCUACGACGGAGAAGAACUGAAGGCUCAUAUAGAGCCCCUGGAGGACCAUAAUGAUGGCAGCCGCAUCGAGGUGAUGGUGGGGAUGGGUUACACCCGUGACGACAUCAAAGACGCUCUGACCACUCGGAAGUACAACGAGGUCACCGCCACCUACCUGUUACUGGGACGCAUGAAUGAGGUGGAGGGCAGUGAGUCUCGGUCAACCAGCAGUCUGAGCCUGGCGCGGGUACGGCCAAGCACCGUCACCAACGGCACCAGUAAACACUCCACCACCACCACCUCUGCCUCCUCCUCCCACAGCAAGACCACCCAGCGCAGCGCCUCCACCUACCACCCCCGCAGGAGGCACAGUGACUUCUGCGGUCCAGCAGCGCCCCCAUCCCACCCCAAGCGUAGCCCCAGCAGCGUGGCGGGGGCAGACAGGGAGCUGAAGGAGGAGGGGGGGCGCAUGGCGUCCCGUAAGGUCAGCAGCAGCGUGGUGGGCAGCCGUUCCAUCCAGCCCCCCUCCAGCCCCAUGGUCAGCAGCGCCAACAACCCCAACCAGUCAGAGAUUCCCGACCGCCGUAAGGAGAUUAACACCGCCACGAACAACGUCCCAGCAAGUGCCAUGAUCCGCCGGAACACAUACGUGUGCACCACGGACCGGAACAGCACAGACAGGCCCUCCCUGCUGCAGAACGGCAAGGAGAACAGCUCCAUGUCCCACCGGCUGCCCCCGGCCUCACCCUCCACCCACAGCAUCGCUGGGGCCUCGGGGACCUCCUCCUCUUCGGGCUCCCGCCUCACACGGGGCUCCAGCAUCCGCAGCACCUUCCACGGGGGCCAGCUGAGGGACCGGCGGCCUCCCUCCCAUGCACCCCCCACCUCCCCCACUCUGUCCCACGACGCCAGCCCCCUGCCCCACGCACGUACCCGCGCCACCUCCAACCUGUUCAGCAAGCUCACCUCCAAGCUCACGCGCAGGGUCAAUCUUGACCCCUCUAAGCGUCCCAACUCAAACAAGUCCGUCUCGGGCUGCACUCUUCCGCAGGGAUCAAAAACAGUUAGGUCACAGACGAACCUGAGAGAGUCUGCAGAUCUCCGGUCACAAGCCUCGGCUGCACAGUCUCUGGUCAGACAGUCUCUGGUUAAAUCCAGCAGUCGCCAUCUACCUGGGCAUCAAAAAGCGGCAGAGCCCCGGACCCCCCGAUGCGGCUGGGAUGUGAGGGUGCGGAGCCCGCGGGACCCGGCGGAGGUGGUGCUGGCGCUGCGCGAGGCGGCCCAGGGCUGCGGCUGCCAGGUCCACCUGGCUGGGCCCUUCCUGCUCUCCUGCACCCACGGGGCGGCUGGCUCACGCGUGGCCUUCGAGGCUGAUGUGUGCCAGCUGCCCGCAGGCCCCGCCGAGACCAGCGGCGUGCGCUUCAAAAGGCUGUGGGGGGCGCCGCUCGCCUUCCGGGACAUCGCCACAAAAGUGUCCAAGGAGCUGGAGCUCUGAGGGCGACAGGGGGUGGGGCAGAGGGCUUCUAUACUGGACAGACUGACUGAGGGGGCGGGAGAAGGAGACGGGCAGAACCCGCUACCCCCACUGCCAACCUCGCCUCACCCCCGCCAAAGACCCGCUUCUGGUGCCACACUGACACACAGGCACGGAUGGUCCGGGCCCGCCACUCAGAGACCUAUGACCUACAAACCCUGCUAAGGCACCUCAAUAUUAUGUGAAUCUACGGAGUCAAGCAGUUAUUUUUUAAUUCCAUAUUUGCAGAUGAAGAUAUUUUUCGUCAAUGUCGUUAUGAUUAUAUUUGUUGUCGUUCCUUUAUAACAGCUGCUAUUUAAACGUUUUUUAAAUUUAGUUUUUCUUGUUUUCGCUUCAAUGAGUGAUUGACGCAGACUAAAUGCAUAUUUAAGAAACAAGGGACCAGCCCUUUCCUAGACAGACCUCCAGGCUAUAGAGCAGGGGUUUCAAACUCAUUUUGCCCUGGAGGCCGCAUUCGGUCUUCAACGAGGUCCGGAGGGCCGCACUGAAAAUGUGACAUAUUUCUUCGCAGUCAAUUUACCAAAAAUAGCCCUCUACCCAUAGUUUUUUUGAAAUGAUUAUGCUCUAGCUUUAGACUGCCUAGCUUUAUUUGGGAGAUUAUUAACAAGCUGGACACAGUCAAUAAACUGUAUGAAUGUAGGUCCAUUAUCUUAUAAUUUCUACACAGUUUCAAUUUGGUUGUAGUUAUUUUAAAGUAUACCAUUGUUCUGUUUUGUUUUACUGAAACCCGCGGGCCAAAUUGGACCCCCUCACGCACCGAAUCCUGCCCGUGGGCCGUAUGUUUGACCCUCCUGCUAUAUAGGGAGACAUGCAGAAAUGCAGAGACGGACAACAACAAAAACAAUGCUGUAAAACAAAAUGCCAGAUUCUUCUGCCCAUCCAUCGCAUCUGCUCAAUUCUGUAAGUCUCGUCUGGCCAGUCACCCUCUGCUACUCUCGUCAAGUUUCAUUUUGUGUUUUGUAUAUACCGGUAUGUUGGUUACCAAUGAGCAAAGCUGUCUGACUUCAAUGUCCAAAACAGAGUAGGCGAUGACUGCUCUUCUGAGCCACUAACCCUUUGAUUUUCUGCGUUUCAGCAGGUAAUGUACACAGGCAUUCUACACAUUCUUCUGGGAGCACUUUUGGUUUAGCAAUAUCACCUCUUCAAUUGUAUUUCCUCUUAAAUGGUACAGCACAUCCACCAGGCCAAGAUUCCAAACAUGAUUUGAUAUAAGCGGUGUUUAGUAUAAUGUUGGGGAACAUCAUUUGUCACAUUUCAAGGAAUCUCAAUGGAUCACUUUUUUUGUAUAAGAUGACCCAAGAUCGCGUAAAAAAAGAGAAUUAGAUCAACUCCUAAUUUUCUGCUCAAAAAGAAAAUAGUAUCAUUGAUCACACAGACUAACAACUACAGCGAUGCUUGUUGAAUUGCAUUUAGUAUUUCAAUUGGUCAGCAAAACAGGCGUUAUGUAGCCGCUUCCCUUCUGGUAACCAAUCAGCCUUCUGUAUUCCUGAGUGACGUAUGAGAGUGAGGUUGGUAGUUUAGAAUGUGACCCUGGGUGAUGUUGAAAUCAACCCUGACACUCUUCUAUAAAUGAAGCACGCUCCCAAGCUCCUCACAAUAGAUCCAAGUCGGGUAGAUAGUUAAGGCCUGAGUGAGUGACUGUUUGUCACUGGCUUUGGUUUGCACCAAUAAACAGUAAUGGUCCUUGUCGCCUGGCAGUGGGUCACAGCAGCAGACGUGCCAGAACUUCAUUCCCAGUUGGUGCAGUGAGCUGCAGUGGGCUCUUCUAAAGCCCUCAGAACCAUGUUUCUAUUUUCUCAGCUCAGACUGUUGGUGUCGCUGAAUGUUCCUCAACCUUUCUUGUUUGCUGAAAGUCUGUCUGGUCUUUAAAUGGCUCAAAGAUUCAUCAAGAGUGGAUGUUCUCAUUACAGAAUGUGUUUGUCACUGUUCCAGUAUGAUGACAUCUCUACAGUAUGUAACAUCCCAGUUAUAUUCCGUAACCUGUGACACCCCUGACCAUCUUCACCAGCCUGCCCACACUGGACUGCCUGCCCGACACAAUCUUCAGUCGUUUUCAAACUCCACCAUUUUCCACCUUAUUCCUUUUGGCAAAAUGUAAAUUGCACACGUGUAUGGCAGUAUUACGUAGUAAUCCAGGACACUACUAUGACUUCAGUUUGCCCGUUGUAAGGAAUCAUGGGAGUUUUUAGUUGCAACAGGUGGCCACAAAUGUCUUAAAAUGUGAAAGCUGUGAUUUAGGGCAAUUCUUUUGCAACUUUGCCCUAAAUAGGACCUCUUGCCCAACAAUUCCCAUCUGUAUUGUUAAAAGCUUAGGACCAUGCUUCAAGAGUAGGAAGUCGUUGUGCUUUUGAAGCCGUCGCUGUUAUCGAUAAAACGGGGUGCAACUAUGGAAAUGACUGACCUGCAGUCCUGCAUGUCUCCUGAGGAAAAUUGUAUGAAGCAAAAAUAAAUUUCUCCUUUCAAAUUCUGA